Lolium rigidum is the source of this 1469-nucleotide messenger RNA. Its product is annotated as probable lysophospholipase BODYGUARD 4. Bases 1 to 1329 code for a protein of 442 amino acids. The transcript is spliced from 4 exons. The record is from RefSeq and is a predicted model, not a curated record. NCBI's taxonomy places the organism in Eukaryota, Viridiplantae, Streptophyta, Magnoliopsida, Poales, Poaceae.
AUGCCCGGCGGACUGCCGGCCCUCCUGUCGCGCCCUGCCAAAUGGCCGGGGGUCGCGCUCGCGGCCGCCGUCUUCGCCUUCCUCGACGUCCUCGACGUGCUCCUCUGCCUCGUCUACGCCGCGCUCGACGCCGUCCUGGAGGACAGCCCCGUCGCCUGCUUCUGCCACCGGACCCAUGGCGCGGAGGGGGUGUCCGACACAUUGUACCUCCGUAGGAGCGCCUUCCGGGACGCGCUGCUGGCGCUCCUACGGACGGUCGGCGUCGGGAAGAGGACGACGAACGCGUCGCCGGAGAAGGCGCGGAGCCCGAGGUGGUCCGACUGCGGCUGCGCGAGGUGCCUCGCGUGGCGGAGCGCCGGCGGCGGCCGGCUGCACUUCGUCGCCGGCAAAGAAGAACCGACGCCGACCAAAGGUACUACGAUUUUCCGUUUUUCAGUUACUACUCGCAGAGGUCCCGGGGACGACGCCAUCUUCAUCCACGGCUUCACGUCGUCGUCCUCCUUCUGGGCGCAGACCGUGUUCCCGGAGCUCGCCGCCACCACGAACCGCAGGCUGCUCGCCGUCGAUCUCCUCGGCUUCGGCGACAGCCCCAAGCCGGCGAACUGCGCGUACACGCUGCGGGACCACGUCGAGGCCAUCGAGCGGAGCCUCAUCGACCCACUCGGCCUCACCUCCUUCCACCUGGUCAGCCACUCCAUGGGCUGCACCGUCGCCAUAGCUCUCGCCGCGAGAAACCCGGCUCGGGUCAGAUCCAUCACGCUCGUCGCGCCGCCGUACUUCCUGCCCUGCGAAGAGAGGGCGAGUCAGGUGGCGCUGACCCGGCUGGCCGAGAAGAAGCUCUGGCCGCCGCUGGUGUUCGGCACGGCGGUGAUGUCCUGGUACGAGCACAUCGGGAGGACUGUCUGCUUCGUCGUCUGCAAGAACCACCGGGUCUGGGAGUGGCUCAUCAGGAUCCUCACGCGAAAGAGCGGCGUGGACUUCGUGGUCAGGGACCUGACGAGGCACACGCAUCACUCGGCGUGGAACACGAUGCACAACGUGAUCUGCGGCGGGGCGGGGGUGCAGGACCGGAACCUGGAGGUGCUGGCGGCGGCCGGCGUGCCGGUGAGGGUGGUCCACGGCGACGGGGACCAGGUGGUUCCGGUCGAGUGCAGCAGCCGUCACCUGAAAUCGAAGCUCCCACGCGCGGAGCUGCGUCUCCUGGGCGGACGCGACCACCGGACGGUGGUCUUCGGAAGGGAGAAGGAGUUCGCCGAGGAGCUCCGAGAGUUCUGGUCAGGUUGUGAGAACCGUGAAGCCAUGGUGAUGGAUGGAUGCGUCAGGACGUGAGGGUUUAAUGAGUGCUGGUAAACGUAACAACCCUGAGUUUCAAUCCUUGCAGCCCAGUGUACAGAACUACAAUUACAGGAUGAACCAUCGAACUUGUAAAUGUCAGAACGAAUUUAGGUACACCGGAACGACUCUCUGAA